Molecule: messenger RNA, 2198 nt
Organism: Pleuronectes platessa (European plaice)
Lineage: Eukaryota; Metazoa; Chordata; Actinopteri; Pleuronectiformes; Pleuronectidae
Gene: phlda1
Product: pleckstrin homology-like domain, family A, member 1
Exons: 1
Coding region: 75-536 (153 amino acids)
Biological process (GO): positive regulation of apoptotic process
Molecular function (GO): phosphatidylinositol phosphate binding
Source: RefSeq, a predicted model, not a curated record
UCCCAGCAACAUCUACUGCCUCCACCUCUCCUCCAUCUGCGCGUCCGUCCGUCGGUGCAGUGAAGCGGGACAAGAUGCUGGAGAACGGCAGGAAGGUGUUCAAGGAUGGUCUCCUGGAGAAGCGGAGCGACGGGCUGCUGCAGCUCUGGAAGAAGAAGCACUGCGUCCUGACCGAGGACGGCGUGCUGCUGCUGCCGCCUAAGCAGCACGACCACCCGCAGCACCACCAGCCGCACCACGGCGGCGGGGACACAGGCAAAGUCAAGGAGCUGCACUUCGCCACCAUGAAGACGGUGGACUGCGUGGAGCGCAAGGGCAAGUACGUCUACUUCACCGUGGUCAUGAUGGAGGGCAAGGAGAUCGACUUCAGGUGCCCGCAGGACGAGGGCUGGAACGCGGAGAUCACCCUGCAGAUGGUCCAGUACAAGAACCGCCAGGCGAUCCUGGCCGUCAAGUCCACCCGGCAGAAGCAGCAGCUGCUCGUCGUGCAGAUGCCCGGACAGAAGACGGUCCGGGGCACGCUGAACGUGGCGUGACCUGCGGCGAGUCCCGGGGACACUGGUGCGCCAUUGUUGGUAAGACGCUUUAGGAGAAGGAGAGGAGGGGACCCCCAGGUCCGGGGAGCAGCUGGGGGUCUCCUUUACAAAUCCAGGAUGCGGUUUUUUCCAUUUGGUUCUUUUCCCUGGAUAUUAAUACCAUCUGGUUCCAUCAUAGGUUUUUACAGUCCUCUCGCACAGAUCCAACCCUGAACGAACAUUCUUCCACAAGGGGAAAUACUGAAACUGUGGAUUUUAUUUUUUGUCGUAAAGAAAAGUUUGUAAGUGGCUGAUGUAGACGUCCUCUCGUACACGGAGAGUAACCCCCACUCAUAGAACUGUGGUGGAGCAGGUCUGAUAUUUCAUACACAAAGUCCAUAUUUAUCCAAAAGAUGAUUUUACGCGCGGCGAUCCAUGGAUUUAAUUACGCACGUCGCCUGAUUAUUUCCAUAAUGUGUUGUUCGAAUUACACUGAGCCAUCGUGGGUGAAUCGAUGAUGUGAUAUGUUUUAAAUCUAAAGUGUUAAAGUGCAGUGUUUUAAAAUAUGUGCUGAUGACUCCAGAUUACGCAUAGAGACGCACAGAUUGCGCGUAAAAAAAUCAAAGGCGGUCAAGGAGAAUACCUUAACUCGCAUUACACACACUCGCGCACACGCACGCGCUGCAACCUGUUCUGAAGUGUGACAGCAGAGCCAAGUGUUUGCAGCUUCACACGCUCCAGCAGCUCAGGGUCACUUUCUCACUCCUGGCUCCGGUUGUAUGUGGUGAAAUGAGCCGCUCUGGCACACGUGGCUCUCCGAGGCACAUGGGGGAUUGUUGUCACAAGGUGGUUUUCAACCCAGAAGAGAUUAAUGGAACAAACAUUCCUGAAACUGAUUCACCAUCCUCUCGUUCUUGAGUCAUGGUAAUAAACAAUAGGUGCAGGCAAGUGUCACAUCCUGUCCGAGCCAAGGCUAGGUUACCUUUACAAAAAACAAACUUCUUGAUCAAAACCUAUUUUAGUAAAGAAAAAGAAGACUGGCCUUUAUUCAUCCAACUAAUGGAUUAAACUAACAUCAAAGUUAAGUGAUAUUUGCCCUCGGGACUAGUUGCGUUGUAGCCAUAGCCUGUAUAGGUUGCAGCACUGAGGUCAGGUAAUUGGCAUUUUAAUUCUUCUCAGGAAGAAAAUCAAUGAAUAUUAAUAUAUUUUCCUCAGCUGGAUUGUAUCCCUGCGUAGAGAAGGGGUGUGUCAUAGGGUUUGACUAACAUCCCUCAUCCAUCCACUAUUCAUCCCACUUAUCCUUUGGGAGUUGCCAGGGGGACUGGAGGCAAUUACAGAAAAUAAAUAGCUGAAUGAAUAAUUCAAACAUUUUAAAGUCUUGUAUUUUUGGCCUCCGACCAAGUCCACGGUGUCCUCGGACUCUCGCCCAAUUGUCUCCAUCCUCCCCUGCGACUCUCCAAAAAUAAGAUUGUUUAGAUUAUGGAUACUGGCGACUGAGCUGCAGAUUGAGGCACAGUAGCAUUUCUACAUCACCACUGUUUUUGUUAAAUCCAUGUUUCAAGACUUUUAAAGAUUUCCUUUGGCUCCCGCGUCAGGUGCCACCAGUCUGUAGUCUGUCUAAUUGAUUGCAUCCGCAGGUUAAUUGGACGGUGAGCCGGAGGAGGAAUAUUGACCCGGGCUGCA